Messenger RNA from Fusarium poae, 2235 nucleotides. RefSeq lists its product as uncharacterized. Bases 1 to 2235 code for a protein of 744 amino acids. NCBI's taxonomy places the organism in Eukaryota, Fungi, Ascomycota, Sordariomycetes, Hypocreales, Nectriaceae. Gene Ontology annotation, molecular function: polygalacturonase activity. The transcript is spliced from 6 exons. The record is from RefSeq and is a predicted model, not a curated record.
AUGUUGAAGCUAUUGGCUCUCUUUUCAGUUGCUGCUGUAGCCGCAACCGCAGCUCCACAGUAUAACAAUGCUAGCGCAUCUGGUAGCUGGUACGCUGACAUGGAUCAUACGGGCGACUUCAGAGGCAUAGCCCCUUAUGUCGGUGAAUCUUACGAAGUGUUCAAGACGGUUGUUGCUGGUGACGGCAAAGCCAUACAGGAUGCUAUCGACUCAGGCAAUCGUCACAAGCAGUGGCUCGCCUCGGAACCGCGGGUUGUCUAUCUUCCUUCUGGUACGUACGAAGUUGACAGUACCAUCACGCUUCGAACGGAUACCAUCCUCAUGGGGAAUCCUGUCGACCCUCCCAUCAUCAAACCUGCCGCUGGCUUUAAAGACCACUUUCUCGUCAAUGGAACAGAUCCAUCCGUUGGUGUAUCCGGUGAGAUUUCGUUUGCUGUUGGCGUGAAGAAUAUAAUUCUCGAUACCACUGCUAUUGAUGCCACUAGUGACUUCACUGCCCUGUAUUGGGGUGUUGCUCAGGUUUGUCAAUUGCAAAACAUCCACAUCAAGAUGCCGGCAGCUGGGAAGGAUUCUGGACACUCAGGCAUCAGACUUGGACGUGGCUCUACCCUCGGUCUUGCAGAUAUUACCGUUGAAAACGGCAUGAACGGCAUCUGGCAUGACGGGCACCAACAAGCUUUCUACAAGAGUGUCAAUUUUAUCCGUAAUACGGUUGGACUACGAAUUGAUGGAGGCAACACUAUUACCGUGUUGAACCCUACAUUCGACACUGUCGGAACUCCAGUGAAGCAUAACUCGGGCGCACCGUUCGUGGGUAUCAUCGACGCCAAGUCUAUUAACUCUGGCAUUACGUUCGACUCUUCAAACUAUCCAUCGCUACUCAUCGAGAACCUUUCCAAGGAUACAGACUCUGAUGUGGUGAGAUUACCUAGUGGUGUGGCCUUGGGAAAGGCUAGCCACGUCGACACCUUCACAUACGGAAACACAGUUGGGCGUGAUCCUGUAUACGGUGGUGAAACGUCUAGCACUCCCCGACCUGCAGCUAUUGCUCCUGGUGGUCGAAUUCCUGCCGUCUCGGCUCCUACGUAUGGAGACCGACCAGUUAGUGAUUUCAUGAACAUCAAGGAUCCUAAGCAAAACGGAGGCCAAGUCAUUAAAGGCGACGGCAAGGGUAACGAGGUUGAGGCUCUGACAGCUGCGCUGAAAUACGCAGUCCAGAACAACAAGAUUGCCUACUUUCCAUUCGGAGACUAUCGCAUCGAGUCAACCCUUACUAUUCCUAUCGGUUCCCGUAUCAUUGGCGAGGCCUGGGCCUCAAUUUCAGCAGCUGGUGACUUUUUCAAGAACGCCGACGAUCCUAAACCAGUGGUACAGAUCGGCAGUCCUGGUGACGUGGGCACAAUCGAAGUGCAGGACAUGAGAUUUACUGUCGCCGAUGUGCUCCCCGGGGCCAUCAUUCUCGAGAUUAAUGCGGCUGGCAGCAAGCCCGGCGAUGUAGCCAUUUGGAACUCGGCCAUUACUGUUGGCGGCACACGGGGUGCUGAGAGCCUAACUGACAACUGCCGUGAUGCUUCGAACCCCUGCCAGGGUGCCUAUCUGGGCAUGCAUUUCACAAAGGAUUCUUCAGCCUACGUAGAGAACGUGUGGAAUUGGGUGGCUGAUCACAUCACUGAGGAGUUUGACGGUGGAUCGAGUAUUGCUGGUAAGGGUGGAGCUCUUGUUGAAUCGACAAAGGGUACGUGGCUACACGCUUUGGGCAGCGAGCAUUGGUGGCUGUACCAGCUUAACCUGCGCAAUGCAUCCAACGUGGUUGUCAGUAUGCUUCAGACAGAAACAAACUACGAGCAAGGCGCCAAAGCAGAGAAGUUGAUGCCAAGCCCAUGGAACCCCGACAAGGGAGGCUGGGGAGAUCCCGACUAUUCCUGGUGUGGUACUACCGACGGUUCUUGUCGCAUGGGUUUGUCGAAUUAUGUCAAUGGCGGAUCCAACAUCUACUAUUAUGGAUCAGCCUCGUGGGCAUUCUUUAACGGUCCUGGAUACCAGAGAUGUGAAGAUGAAAUGAACUGUCAAGAAACCAUUCACUGGAUUGAAAAGACCCCGGAGAAUUUGCAGAGUUUCGGCUGGUGUGCCAAGGCUUCCAAGGUUGCUCUGCGUUUAGGGAAUGGCGACAAGGUUAUGACUGAGCCUGACUUUAAAGGGUCUUGGGGAAGUCUUGUUGGACGUUAUACUCCGUAG